Messenger RNA from Penicillium manginii, 2739 nucleotides. RefSeq names its product phosphatidylinositol 3-kinase VPS34. Lineage: Eukaryota; Fungi; Ascomycota; Eurotiomycetes; Eurotiales; Aspergillaceae. The record is from RefSeq and is a predicted model, not a curated record. The transcript is spliced from 3 exons. Gene Ontology annotation, cellular component: peroxisome; phagophore assembly site; phosphatidylinositol 3-kinase complex, class III, type II. Bases 1 to 2739 code for a protein of 912 amino acids. Gene Ontology annotation, biological process: phosphatidylinositol-mediated signaling; phosphatidylinositol-3-phosphate biosynthetic process; autophagy of peroxisome. Gene Ontology annotation, molecular function: 1-phosphatidylinositol-3-kinase activity.
AUGGGUACUAAGAUCCUACAAUACCACAAGUGGUGGCACGUGAUGAUAGCCAGCUCGGCCCCCGCCCCGACGUCUACCGCAGGGAGCUGGCCAGAUGAUCGGCUUCGUUCAGUCAGGUUUACCACCGAUGAUGGUCCUAAAAGGAUGGAAACUUUCACAUUUGCGCUAUCCACGCAGGUAAACCUGCCUGUGUGGAUCAAAAUUGGCACGCUCGAGGGCAAACAGAAACAGAUACCAUUCUCGCGCCUUGUCCAAGACCCAGAGCUGCGAUAUCUCGGAUCUACUCAGAACCCUGUAUCGGAUCUGUUUGUCACAGUCCAAUUAUGGUCCGACUCAAAGCCCCUUGGGGUACCCAUGCAGACUGCCUACAAGGCAUUCAAAGUGAGCCGAACAUGGAAUGAGUGGCUGCGCAUGCCCAUGCCAAUUAAGGACGUACCCCGGAACUCACAGCUGGCAAUUACGGCCUGGGACAUAUCUCCACUAGCAGGCGAUAAAAGCCACUAUGUCCCCUACGGAGGAACAACGAUACAGCUGUUUGACAGCGAAGGCAAGCUGAAGAUGGGACGUCAGAAGUGCAAGUUAUACCGCCAUAAAGCUGCGGAUGGCUUCUCAUCAACAACCACACCAUCCACGCCUCCGCCCAAACGACGGAGACAGGGUACACGGGACCCUCUGGGCCCUUCGCCAGAGGAAGAGGAGUUGGAGCGAAUUGAAGUAUUGAUCAAGAAGCAUGAGAUGGGUGACAUCGCUCGAAUUGACUGGAUGGACCAGAUGGUGUUCCGCCAAUUGGAGAAGCUCAAAAUACAAGCCGAAGAAGCGGCGAAGAAAAGAGCUAUACUUAUGUUAGCUUCUAAGCCAAAGGACACUACUGGCGGGGCUGAUGAUGAUAGCUCCGAUGACGAAGGUAUCGACGACGAGAACUUUACCCUCUACGUGGAGCUCCCACGAUAUGAUCAUCCGAUCGUUUGGGCUGAUCAUCACUACCCUGCGCCGCCCAUAUCCGGGUAUACCCAGACUCUUCCCGUCCAUCCCAACUCUGCACUGAAACCUGUCCCAGAGGUCCGGUUUGGCCCCGGUAUCGAGGGAGCUGACGGUGCGGGCGUGAUCAAGAUCUAUGAUCCGGAAGUUGGAAUGACUGGGAACCCGUGUGAAGACAAACACCGGCGGCUAAUUCGUAGUCAUCGCACGGGGAUCAUGGAUCGGGACCUCAAGCCAAAUCCCAAGAACCGCGAUGAGUUGAAUGUUAUUCUAUCAUAUGAACCGACGCAGGAUCUGACCGCCGAAGAGAAAGACCUCAUAUGGCGGUUCAGAUACUAUUUAACUCGCGAAAAGCGGGCUUUGACCAAAUUUGUCAAAUCUGUCAACUGGCGAGAUGAUGGAGAAUCUCGACAAGCCGUUGAGAUCCUGCCCAAGUGGACUGACAUCGAUGUUGACGAUGCUUUGGAGCUUCUAGGUCCCACUUUUGACAAUCCUGCGGUACGCUCAUAUGCCGUGGCAAGACUACGCAAGGCAGAUGACGAAGAACUCCUUCUUUAUCUCCUACAACUGGUUCAAGCAUUGAAGUAUGAAGAGAAUGCUGAAAACAAUGGCGACGAGGCAGCCCACGACUCCUCACUAGCCAACUUCUUGAUCGCCCGUGCGGCCAACAAUUUCAAGCUCGGAAACUACCUACACUGGUACCUGAUCGUUGAGUGCGACGACGCAGGCCCAGGGCCACAGCGUGAACUAUUUGCCCGAGUCGAGUACGAUUUCAUGUCGGAGCUAGAGAAGAUCCACGUCGAACACCGAAAGACUCUUCUACGACAAGGCGAGCUGGUCGCUGUGCUCUCGAAGAUCGCCAAAGAUGUUCGAUUUUCCCGAGAGAACCGAGUUGUGAAAAUCGAAAAGCUGAAGAAAUCGCUCCGAGACCCAAAGAAUGACUUGAUUCAUUUUGACCCCCCCACUGCCACAACCGACGGCCGGCGAUACCCCCUGCUCUUCAAGAUUGGUGACGACCUCCGCCAGGAUCAGCUGGUCAUUCAGAUCAUCAUCCUCAUGGACCGCCUUCUGCUAAAAGAGAACCUGGACUUGAAAUUGACACCAUACCGUAUUCUAGCCACAAGCCCAACAGCAGGCGCAGUCCAGUUCAUUCCUUCGACCUCCCUCUCCGCCGCAUCCGCCAAGUACAAAUCCAUCCUCGCAUACCUGAAAAAGCACAACCCGGACGAGAAUGAACCCCUGGGUGUCCGCAAGGAGGCUAUGGAUACCUAUAUCAAAUCCUGUGCUGGCUACUGCGUAAUCACAUACCUUCUUGGUGUCGGUGACCGCCAUCUGGAGAAUCUACUUUUGGCACCGGAUGGUCACUUCUUCCACGCAGACUUCGGGUUCAUCCUGGGCCGAGACCCUAAACCCUUUGCACCGAUGAUGAAACUCUGCAAAGAGAUGGUUGAAGGAAUGGGAGGCACUACCUCCCCUCACUACAUGCAAUUUAAACAGUAUUGUUUCACGGCAUAUACUACGCUUCGCAAGUCCGCCAAUCUGAUCCUCAACCUUUUCAGUUUGAUGGUGGAUGCCAAUAUCCCUGAUAUUCGUGUGGAACCCGACAAAGCCGUACUGAAAGUCAAGGAACGCUUCCAUCUGGAGAUGACGGAAGAGGAAGCCAUUCGCCACUUCGAGCAGCUUAUUAGUGACAGCGUUAAUGCUAUAUUUGGCGUUGUGAUUGAUCGUCUUCAUGACUUUGUGCAGGGCUGGAGGGCAUAA